This is a messenger RNA of Mesocricetus auratus (golden hamster), 1186 nucleotides long. It is a transcript of the gene Sox15, whose product is annotated as SRY-box transcription factor 15. The transcript is spliced from 2 exons. NCBI's taxonomy places the organism in Eukaryota, Metazoa, Chordata, Mammalia, Rodentia, Cricetidae. Bases 372 to 1055 code for a protein of 227 amino acids. Gene Ontology annotation, molecular function: RNA polymerase II cis-regulatory region sequence-specific DNA binding; DNA-binding transcription factor activity, RNA polymerase II-specific. Gene Ontology annotation, biological process: positive regulation of transcription by RNA polymerase II; negative regulation of transcription by RNA polymerase II; cell differentiation. The record is from RefSeq and is a predicted model, not a curated record.
GCUGUUUUACCUACCGAGGCUGAGCACAGGUGGGGAAGGUCUGUGGCACCUGGGUACGCUCUUGUCAGCUGUGGAAACUAUUGAGACCAAGAGCCUCACAGAGGCAGAGUUGCAGCCUCCGCGGAAGACCCAGUCCGGCCGCUGCAGAGGUGAAGGACAGGCACCGGCAGUAGGCAGACUUCAGGGAACACUACCUCUCCGGGGCUGGACAGGGUGCUGCCAGACAAGGAUUCUGCGUUCGGCUUUCCGGAGCAAAGGUAUUGAUUCAAGGACUCGAAAAAUACUUAGGCAUCCCAAUUUUCAGAGUCCAGUCUUCACUCUGGGAGUAGGGCAUUCAACACGCCCUUUCAAAGACACUUUACUCUCAACCCAUGGCGCUGCCGGGCUCCUCACCGGCCCAGACUUGGAGCCUGGAGCCUCCGGUUCCCACAGCCUCUCUGCCUUUGGGACCUCAGGAGCAGGAGGGUACCGGGAGCUCUGGAGCAUCUGGAAGGCUUCCACUGGAGAAGAUCAAGCGGCCCAUGAACGCCUUCAUGGUGUGGAGCUCUGUUCAGCGCCGCCAGAUGGCGCAGCAGAACCCCAAGAUGCACAACUCUGAGAUCUCGAAGCGCCUGGGCGCGCAGUGGAAGCUGCUGGGCGACGAAGAGAAGCGUCCCUUCGUGGAGGAGGCCAAGCGUCUACGAGCCCGCCACCUACGCGACUACCCAGACUACAAGUACCGGCCUCGGCGCAAGGGCAAGAACUCGGGCACCGGGUCUGUCCACUUCAGCCAGGAAAGAGGUGGCCUGGCAGGUGGUGGUCCACACUGGGAGCCAGGGUGCACAAGUACCCAAGGGAGCAGAGGCUUUGGGUACCAGCCUCCCAACUAUGCCAUAGCCUACCUGCCUGGCAGUUACACCGCUUCCCAUUGCAGACCGGAGGCCUCCUCACCGUGCUCCCUCCCUCAGAGUGAUCCUAGGCUCCAGGAGGAGCUGAUGCCCUCUUUUCCUACCUACCUAUCCCCUGGCUCUUCCACUCCAUACAACACUUCCCUGGCUGGUGCCCAAUGUCUGUAACCCACCUUUAGCUGGCUGGGACAUCCAGGGCCAACCCCACAGGCCAAUCCCUUUCUAGUUCAGAGGCCUAAACGUCUCCCAAGGAGCCGGAAUGCACAAAACCACACUAAACACAAUUUUGUACAAUUAAA